AUACUUGAUGACUGCGUAUAUAAUUCCAGGACGAUAAAUUUUAACGUAGUGACGGUUAUUCCAGUGAAUUGUUAAUUUGACGCAGCAUUAUUUUAGGUUUGUUAUGAUAUCAAUAGUGGUCCUGUUCGUGGUGGGCGUGGCCAGCUCAAGACACAUCAGCUACUACGACGGCUCCCCCAACUCCCGUCCAAUGAUAAGCCAGCAGCAGGAGCGUCGCAUCUGCGCCGAAUUGUGCAUGUCGGGGUUGGGGGGCGAGCCCUGCGGCUCCGACUGCCUGGACAUGAUCCCCCAAGGCCUGCCGACCAAAAGCUCGCAUCAGUCCUCCGAGGAGCCGUCGCCCGACUACACGCGCCAAGCCGUCUGUCCUGUGCUGUGCGAGAACCGCCUCGGCUUCCCGCUGUGCAACUGCACCUACUCGCUGCAGACGACGCUGCAGCCCUUCUUCCGCGUCAACUUCGUCGAGAUCUGCUCGCGCUUCUGCCUCCAGUACGGCUACCAGCUGUACGGAUGUAACACGUGCGACACCUACAGGAACAUGACGGGGAUCGCGUCCAAGGCCAGCCGCCAGCUCUACGACUGGAACUCCUGGUGCCUCAGCAUGUGCAAGGAGGGCGAUGGGGGCUCGGCCUGCUACUGCGACCUCCUGCCGCUGGGCCUCAAGCUUGAUUAACGAACGCUUAUCCUAGAUUCUUAGUAUUAGUUGCAGCCUGAGCUAAUAGAUGUACCUGCACAAUUCUAAAUCAUGUAAAUAGGGCGCAAAAUCAACAAAAUCGAUGAGUCUUCCAAAUGGUGUACAUAGUUUUGGAUUCAGUUCCAAAGUAUCAGAUAGAUCUAGAAUAAGCAUAUCAUUGUUAUCACAUCUGUAUUGUGUAAAUAAGCGUUUUGUACUACUUUACCAAACUUCUUCCUACUUGUGGUCAAUAAUUUCAGUGGACUAAGGAAUUUAGGCUGCAAUUGUGCAAAAUCAUUUCGUAGAUUAGUAGAUUUUUGUGUUAUAGAUUACUAUUUGUUAAACGAUUCUAUCAACUGUUGUGUAAAGACAAUAACUAUUUUAGGAACUGUAAAGUUAAAGCUAAAAAUGUGUAUCAUGUUGGGUUGUUUAGUCGAAUGUAUAAACAAAUUUUGGCUUUAAUUCAUCGUAUUGUUGUUAAUAGGCUUUCAAAGCAUUGUGAUUGUUGUUCUAAAACGCUUUCAUUCGUUUUGUAUUCGCUGUUGUUAUAAAAAAGAUACUAUUUCAGUCAAAUAUUGUAUUUUUUUACAUCAAUAAAUCCUCUAUUAUGUAUCUUGUAAUGUUAUAAAUAGAUAAUGUUCUGCAUUCAA
Molecule: messenger RNA, 1320 nt
Organism: Tribolium castaneum (red flour beetle)
Lineage: Eukaryota; Metazoa; Arthropoda; Insecta; Coleoptera; Tenebrionidae
Exons: 2
Coding region: 104-670 (188 amino acids)
Source: RefSeq, a predicted model, not a curated record